Messenger RNA from Symbiodinium sp. CCMP2456, 555 nucleotides. NCBI's taxonomy places the organism in Eukaryota, Dinophyceae, Suessiales, Symbiodiniaceae. The record is from the annotation of a GenBank genome assembly.
AUGGCCAUCCUGUUCCGGCCGAGAGCAUCUUCCCGCCUUGCUGAGGCCAUUAGCAAGAAGCCACAGGCUUCCCUGGGCCUCGAUGUCACGUACAGGGACGGCGUCUUUGUGGCAAACGUCUUCGAGGGCGGCCUUGUGGCUGCGUGGAACGAGAAGCAGGAGAUGCCGAACCGGAUCUGCGUCGGUGACUUCAUCUUUCAGGUGAACCACGUGUCCAGCAAUCCCGUCGCCAUGAUCGAGGAGCUGAAGGAGAAGACUCAAUUGGACAUCUGUUUGAAGCGGAGGAAAGGAGCCGAGCCUGCUUUACCACCGCAUCAGGCCCCGCGAGCAGCUUCCACCCAGGAGACUGCAGAUGCGACGGAUGGAAGCGGUGCAGAGAUGCGCGAUUGGGGGCCUUCGAGGCCCGCGAGGACGCCCCUUGAGGACAUCCUGGAUCAGCUGGAAAGUCUUGAGGACGAGGCCUUGGCAGGCCUCAUCUGCAUCGCCUUGGAGCGGCGACCCUUUCUGAUCCCUCGGGUACUCCCUGCAGAUGGCCAGGAGCCAGCUGAGAGAUGA